GGAUGUGGGGGGCGGGGGCUCGCUGUGAGGUGUGUGGGUCUACGGAGCAGAGCCUGCGGAGAGGAGCCGGCGGCUGCGCCAUCGUGGUGUUGGCCUUCCCCUUCACAUGCACACAGUGUCAGCAGAGCCCAUGCUCUGUGGGAGGUGGAAACAGCACUGUCAGCCUUCUCAGAGCCGUAAUUCCGUGCUCUCAUUGAGGAGUGCUGGAAGGAACUGACAGGUAACCCUGGAACGUGGAUUACCUGCUGGGAAGGGGGCAGAGGUCUCUGUGCAACUUGCUUGUGCGUAAUGGCCUCUGUGGUUCCCCUCUGUAGGCUGUCAGGGUGAGUGUUUUCACAUGGGGGUGCUCUAGAAUUAAGUAGACCUGGGUUCCAAUCCUGGCAGUGUCAUGACCUUGGCCAAGUUACUUAGCAUCUGGCUUAGUUUCCGCAUCGAAAAUAGGGAUGAUAAAUGACCCCUAUCUUGUCUGGUUGUUGUGAGGAUUAGCUGAUACAGUGUGUACAGAAUCUUAGCUUACUUCCAGGCACACAGCUGAUGUUCAGUGAAUGAUUAUUCUUCUUAUUAGGCCACACAGGUCAGGAUUUUGAGUUUAUUUCUGAUCAGCCUCACCCAUGUUGAACUUUGAGUCUUGCUUCCCCACUUGCCAGCUGUGUGCUAUCUAACCUUUGUGAGUCAGUGUUUUUAUCUGUUAGAUGCAGUUUAUAAAUCCCACCUCAUAGUCGAAGUGGAAUGAGAUCAGAGCGUCUGACACAUAGUAAGUGAUCAAAAUAUUCGUUUCCUCCUCUUUGGUUCCCGAGUAUCUGAAAGACGGUCCCUUUAAGCAUGUUAAGAUUCCUCACUAGCCUUGUAUGCAGCUGUGUUCAGACAGCUUUGGCAGAAGGAAAGAGGCUUUUUUUUUUUAAAUGACUGUUUCAUAAUCUGUUGGCUCAGAUCUGCUGCUGCCACACCCUGUGCUUCUCAGGGUCCCUGGGUCCUGUUGCAAUUAGCAUGUGCCUUCCCUCUCACCUAAAUGACCCUGGAAAGUGGCUGAAUACAAAGUGGAUCUUCCUCCCUUCUCUUUGGGGUGAAGCUGGCCCGGGGAUUCUUAGCUGCUGGGGGAGGGGCUGGCGGGAGCCUGGGCUGCAGUUGGACUGAGCGGCCAGGCGUUUUCUGGUUUUCAUUAAAAUUCUCUGGCUGUCUUUCGGGAUUGCUCCAUUGGCUGUGACUACGCACUGGAGCCCGUUGUGCUGGCUCUCAGCCGCACACACCCAUCAAAUCACAGUGGCCCUGAGGACGAGAGAAAACUGCAGCUGUGUAAAUGAGUAUGGAAGAUUAUGAUUUCCUGUUUAAAAUUGUUUUAAUCGGCAAUGCUGGUGUGGGGAAGACGUGCCUAGUCCGCCGAUUCACUCAGGGUCUUUUCCCCCCAGGACAAGGAGCCACAAUUGGAGUUGAUUUUAUGAUUAAGACAGUGGAGAUAAAUGGUGAAAAAGUGAAGCUUCAGAUCUGGGACACGGCAGGUCAAGAGAGAUUUCGGUCCAUCACCCAGAGUUAUUACCGGAGCGCCAAUGCCUUGAUCCUCACCUAUGACAUAACCUGUGAGGAAUCCUUCCGUUGCCUUCCUGAGUGGCUGCGGGAGAUAGAACAAUAUGCUAGCAACAAGGUCAUCACUGUGCUAGUGGGCAACAAGAUUGAUUUGGCUGAAAGGAGAGAGGUCUCCCAGCAGAGAGCUGAAGAAUUCUCAGAAGCUCAGGACAUGUAUUACCUGGAGACCUCAGCCAAGGAAUCAGAUAACGUGGAGAAACUCUUCCUUGACUUAGCGUGCCGCCUCAUCAGUGAAGCCAGGCAGAACACGCUGGUGAACAAUGUAUCGUCACCCUUACCUGGAGAAGGCAAAAGCAUCAGCUAUUUGACUUGUUGUAAUUUCAACUAAAGGCUGGGGCAAGGUGAAGCAAGAGGAAUCAGCAGCUGCCCCAAUGGGCCACAAAUUGCUAGGGAGAUCUGGCGAUGACUGUGGCUCCCGCUCUGGGACCUUCUGACUCCUGUGGGCUCCUGAGCUUACAAAGCAUGGCAGGCCCAGGGCCCCGUCCACAGGCCAGCAUUAGCAGAACAUAUAAUGGUUUCACCCUUUUGCGGUCUGGAGUCGGAUCAAGGAGAAAAUUGCACUAGGCACUCCAUGAUCUGCAGAGCAUGUUGCUUUUGUUUUUUUAAAAAAGCAAGUAAAACGCAUUCCUGAACACAGUCCAGGGGGAAGUGUACCGUAGGGACCCUCCUGCACGGCAGUGGGUGCAUGUGGGGGCUGCUCUUUAGGGCUUCUGGGGGCCCCCGGGUUUCUUGUCUACCAGAUAAACCAAAACUGGGAAGGCCAAGUCCUGUCUCUGCGGUGCGUGUUGAUGGCGCCACGGAGAUUCUGAAAAGUGUUAUUUCUCUUUUCCACCGGCACUUUCAAGAACUUUGGGAUGUAAAAAUGAAAUGAAACUACCCGUGACGACAGUAACAAUCCUUGUUUUAAUAAUACAUACAAGCUCCAUGACUCCUUUUGGUGCUAAUGAUUCCGCUCUUUCACAGACCAAACAUUUUACUACAAUGAUGUCCUUAAAUACAUUACAUAGAAAUAAAAGGAAAAAAAGGAGGGAAGUCCAUGAAUCAGUGCUCUUUCUCGAAGUCUCAUUACUACCUUUUCUAGGGUAGAUUUGUUGGAAAAGAGAAUACUUUUCCUUUCAUGUUCCCUUCUGAAUCUCUACCAUUUUCUUCUUUCAUUCUCCCAUCUUUCCUGCCCUUUAAGUAAAUGACAAAGUUUGAAAAAUGAAAAAAAAAAAAGUCAAUACUCUACUGUAAAAGAUUAGCUUGAAGACAUUACAAGUACUAUGAGAAAACAGACCAGAUCUGACCAAAAUACUGUGGAUUAAUGGGCUGCAGGGCAGAGUUCCAGGCAGAGCACAGUCCUCGAGAGCAGGUCACACCUUUUACUUCCUGGUACUCUCCGUCUUGGACAGACCAAGGCUUAGGAUUUUGUAGAUGUUUUUAGUAUGGUACGUGAGAAGAGCAACAGAUGAAGUCUCACGGACCAUUUUUGUAUCUGCAGUGAUAACCUUAGAAAAAGUCUGCUUGUGGAAGCAGACUGAGUAGUCAUCUGUCACCUCUUUGUAGUACUGUUACUCUCAGACUCAUGACCAUAUAUCCUUUCCUGUUUCUUUUUCUUUUCCUCUCUUUUCUUUCCUGGUCUCCCCCUUUUACCUCCUUUCCUCCAUAUCCCGCUCCAUCCCUCCCUUGCUUUUAUGCAUGUGUUACUGCAAAUCUCCAAUUCAAAUGGAGGUGUAUAUGCCUUUUCCUAGCCAAUUUAAAGACAGAACUCAAAAAAGAAGCCAUGCUGCUGAAUAUGUGUUACUGUUUCUUCAGUGCCAUACUUUGAGACCUUCCAAUUUGUUCACUGAUAUAAAUGCAAAUUGGGAAAAUAGUUAAACCUGUUUGCUGUUGAUGCUGUCAGAUGUUUCUGUAGCUUGCUGCUUAGUGUAACCAAGGGAUGGGGAAUGGGAUAAGGACAGGAUAGGUAAUUCCACUGUUGCUGUAGGUGGUGGCAAUCUCGGUCCUGAUCUAUUGAUGUGUGAAAGCUACUGAAUAUUAAAGCAAUGAGUCAUGCAGAGAUGUGAUAUUGGUGAAGCGUUUCUAGUGUUCCUCUAGCAUUUUUCAAAGUGACCCAUCUCUUUCACCCGGAAACUCUAGACUGUUUAAGGGACUGAUACUUACAGUUGGCCUCACUGUGCUUGUCCUGAUCCUUUGGGUAAGAGAAAAUGAUCGCAGAAGUUUGAAUUGCUUUUAAUUUAGAAUCCAUCUCUACAGGAAAGAAAAAUUAUUUUAAUAAUAAACACCAACCAAAAUAAUUUAUCAUAGAUGCCUUUCCCACCUCAUUUUCCUCACCAAGCCAGCAACUAAAUGUAUUCAGAAAAAAAGCUGAUCAAGGUGGGCAGAAGAACUCUUUUUAAAUGGUGAGGAAAUGUCCCUAAGUGUAGGUUUAUUAUCUUUCAUCUAGGGCAAAAACCCUAUGUCCCUAGCACAUCACAGCCCAAUUUUGUCUUGCAGCAGCAAGACAAUAAAGUUGCUUUGUGAACGUGGAGAAUGAGACUUUGUUAGAUUGGAAAUUUCGUUGUAAAGUAAUAAGUUCUAGGGUAACUUUUGCAUUCUGAAGUUCUUAUUUCCCAGGGCUCAGCCUCUUCUGCCUACCCUUGGCCAAACUCAGAAGGGGAUUAGGAAGCUGUGUCCUUGGCUCCUUUCCUCCCGGUUACUCCUCCCAGCCUUUCUGUAACUUGCAGUCACCCAUCUACAGCACAUCAGCAGGGACACGAGAGAAUGCAGGGCUUUGUUUCUUUUCUUCCUUGUAGUUGUGUGAAUUCCAGAUUAGGCCUUAUGGACACUUGUUCAGUGAUGUAUCUCAAGUUUGAGAACAAACCCUGAUAAUAUUGUAGGUGCUCAAUAAACAUUAGUUGAAUAAACGACUUAGUGCCAAGAGGAGCUUUUCCGGAUAAACAGAACUUUCUCAAAUAGAACUUGAGAAAGGACAUUAGUUCAAUGUGGUCAUCUUAACCCAGGCUAGGACCUAAACCUACUGGUUUGCCUACUAGUUGUUACUGUCAUGGCAAUAUUUGCUAGGAUGAGCCUUCUCAUUUAAUGGUGGGUGAAAAUGAGGUUGCCUUUUCAAUGUUCAUUUUGGCUUGAUCUGACUCAUAAGACUACCAGAGUCCAUGUCUGCUUCCAUUUUGGUGUGAUUUUUUUUUAAAUACAAUCACUAAAUAUAUGGCAAAAUUUUCUCAAUUUCCAAUUAAAGCACAUAUUCACGUCAGAGUUGGAUUUGGAGAAUCUGUGAAAUCAUAUAGCUUGCUCAUAUUAAGGAUGUUAGGGCUUUGUGUAGACUGUACCCUCACAGGAUUUUGUGCUUUCUCCUUUACCAAUGCAAGGCUUUUAUUUCUUUAUGUGCUUUUGUUAGAGCUAUUCAAUUAUAUUAACAUUUAAUUUUGAUUAUAUGGGGCCAAUUUAUCUUUCUGUGGAUUAUUUAGAAUAGGCUAUUAGGUUUUCUUGGCCCUUUUCCGCCUCUGUUUUUAGUCAUUUCACGUUAGCACCUCUUCCUGAGUAAAGAGGGAAGAAAAUAACUAAAAACGAAAGUCAGAUGGAUUGAUUUGAUGAUGUGUCAAUUUCUGAGUUAGAGUUUGGUAAGAAAGUUGAAAACCACUGGCCAAAAUAGAUAUUUGGUAAUUUAUUUUAAGUAAUUUAGACUUGUUGGAGAAAGGAGGCAGAAUUUAACCAAGGACUGGAUUCAUCUUUCUUCUGUUCAUGAAUGUUUGCCUUUGGGGGACAUCAGUGACUUCCAAUAUUAGAUAAUGAUUUGCUUCAUAUACCCUUUGAGUUAUACCAUAAUUCUUCCAGAUCCAGCAUCAAGUUUCAGUUAAUGAAUCUUUCUGCAUAGACACCAGUUGCAAGUGAUUUUGCAUUGGUCCUCUGACUAAAGGGAAAAAAUAUCUUUUUUUUAAUAAAUCAAGCUACAUGAAUGAAAUCAUAAUCAGAAAAAAACUUUAAUUUUUUUCCAUCUAUCAAACUAAUGGCUUUAAAGAUAGACAUUUUCUAUUUUGUAAUCCUACAGAACUCUGUGUAUUGCAUGAUCAUAAAUACUUUAGGGACCGCUGCCCUGUUAGCCUCUGGGAGAGCUCUCCUGGGGUUUACCUUUUCUUUUUUCUAGAAUUUUUUUUUUUAACGGCAACUAGUUACUUACUUUCCUCAACCAUGUCUCUGACAGAUAUGGUUUAGUGCAACUGAAAUACUCUUGAGACUUAACUAGAAAAGCAAAAGCAGUGAAAAAACAUGUGUAUCUCAUCCUUCUAACAAAAUGUACUCCACAUAAGCUGUGUGGUUGAACAUUAAUUUGGGGAUAAGAGAGGGAUGUGUUUUGUUUCCUUUCUUUGUUUUGGAUUUCCUAUCUGUGACAUGAGCCUAUUUGUAUUUGGAGGGAAUUCUUCACACUGGGGAGAGAGCAUACUGAAUUAAGAAAUGAUCGUCCCUUCCAGCAGCUCAUUAAUACAGUAAUGUUAAGGCCAGGAAGAUGCCACUUCAUCUCCUUUCCUAAACCCAUGUUGUUGGAACAUCGCAGUCAUUUUUGGGAGCCAUAGUUUAAAAACAACUUGAGGCAUAACAAAGAUGGUGAAGGAUUUUUAAAAUUUAAGACAUUUGAAGAAUGUUUGAAGGAUUUAGGGAAAUGUAGCUUGGGAGAGGGAGAGAAUUACAGUCAGUACAUUAGAGCAAGACUCUGUGGCUCAAAGGGGUGGAAUGAGGCCCACUGAAGAGAGGCCACAAGGCCACAGAUUUGAACUGCAUGUCAGGGAGAACUUUCUCAAAAAGUUGGUUCACCAUUGAAGGGGCUGCCUCAGGUAACGGUCUGUCAAGCAGAGGUUACAUAAGAACUCAGCAAAGAUGAUGUGGAGAAGAUCCCAGCAAAGGUAACAUCUUCAAUUAAAUAUCUGUUGACGCACAGCUAAUGAUUUUUUUUUUAAGGCUUUGAUCUUCUGUCCGAAGUGCAUCCCAUCCUCCAGGAAGGAGGUUGGUAACAUGCUGUUAUGUCAAGAGACUGGCUUGCCAUUAUGCCCUAUUCUGGGAUUGCUUUGUGGGAUUCACUGAUGUCCUGUUGAAAUCACAAACUGGGUCUUGAGUUAAAAUUUUUAAGAGGUAUUGUUUUAGUAGAAGUUACAUGAAAUCAUGGAAACUUUGUGUUUGUCACUUGCCAAAAAUUGGCUAUGCUCAGUUUUAGUGAAUAACUGGUAUCUCUUCAGAAUUUCAGGAUAGGCCUUUUUAGCAGAGCAGAAUCUUCAGUGAAAGGUCCCAUAAAUAUACCAACAUGGAGUUUUGCAGCUCCCAUCACAGAUGGGCUCGUGGUCACUGACAUAAAACAGUCCCCAAGAUCUAUUCUGGAAAAAUCUCAAAUGACAUUUGGUCAGUUGAUCUGAUUCUCUUAAAAAAAAAAAAAAGAAAGGAAAAAUGAUCUGGAAAUGAUUUUUAAAAAAUGGAGGACAACUUGCUUCAUGUAGAAAGUAACAAAAUAUAUAUCUUUGAUUUCAAAAUCAGAGAUAACAAUAAGCAACAUUUGGUAAUAAAGUCCAUGACCCACAUGAUUCCACCUGCAAAAUAACUUGCAUCCUUGCAAGGAUGGUAGAUGUCUCUUCAUUGGUCUUUAUUUUAAAAAGUCAUUAGUCUCGCAUCAGUAUGGUGAGAAACCCUUGAGUUUGGGUAAGACUUUCUUUGACCCUUUUGGAUAAGAAGUCAUAGCACAAAAGCUAGCCUCUUCUUUCAUUGACUUCCUGAGGUGUAUGAGUAAAAAUUUUACUUUCCCACUAAGUUAAAGCAGAACUUUUAGAGCUGUUGUGCUCUAGUUCCUGAUGGAAUCCUUGGUGGGUUGUGACUUUGACUUCAAUUGGUGAUACAGGGAGGUGUACAGAAGGGGGAACACUAGGCUGGGUGUGAGGAGUCCCAGUAUUCCCAUGAAUUAGUUGUAACAUUAUGCAAAGCACAAUCUCUUGAGCAUCAGUUUCCUCAUCUAUGAGAUAGACUCGUAAUAAUACCUGUUAGGAUUAUUGUGGAAAUUAAAUAAGAUAAAUGGAAAGUAUAGUGCUUAGUAAACAUUAAGCACUCAAAUAUUAGUUUUUUUCUCCUUGAUUAAGAGCAGACUUUGGAUGGUGUGAUGCAAGUAUAGACCCUUCGAACAAAACAAGGAACCCUCCUGACUGAAAGAAAAGAGAUUCAUUUCUGAGAGGACCUUGAAAGAAAGUCACUUACUUGAUCCAUCCUUCUGCCUUAGGGCAUAACUGUUACCCAAGAGGCUCCACUCUUUACCUACUUCAAGAAAGGUAUUCCUUCUGUCUCUCCCAAUGGGCAAUUCCAGGGUUGGAAAUUCAUUAUCAGGAAACUUAACUUUAUUACUGAAAUACCUCACAGUGCAAUUUGAACCUCUUUCUUCUUGAUCCCAUUCUUCAUGGGAAGAAAACUUUGUUGAUCUUGUCUUCUUUUUAAGGAGCCAUGUUUGCCAUUUAUUACUGCCCUUUUGCCUCUUUUUUUUUUUUUAUUGACAGUUAGAAAAGCUCAUUAAGGUGAUUAUUAUUCCCUUGGGGAAUGUCAUAGGUGUUUAUAAACUCAGCUUCUUACUGAUACCAGAUUUAGAUCACCAUCUUCCUGUUGAUUAACUCUUCAAUUAUGCAUGUAUUUUCUUCUCUAGUUAACAUAUAAUUGAUAACCAAGUGUGUGCUUCUAAAGAAUUAUUCUGGUUGUGUGGCUCUUGUUUUCUCCUUUUAGUAAAAUGGAGUCAUGAAUCUCAGUUUUGUCAUCUACUUUUAGAAUUUAAUUUCAUAUAUGACAUUACUUAAUGGACAUAAUUACUACCACCUAAAUUUAGCAGGGUUUCUUUCCCUUUCUACGUGUGCACUAAGUUCUGAAAUAAAAAUUGGAAUACCAAAUGCCCACUAAAGCAAAACUUCAUGCACAGAAUAACAAAUGAUAAGAAUCUGGUCUGCUAGGAUAAUUUGUCACUAGUUGGUUGAAUGGUGCACAGCUUUUGUUUAAGGUUACACAGUUAUGCCUGGAUUAAAUAACAAUAGCAAAACUUGAUAAGCCCUCUGAAAAACAGCUGCUAAACAUACUGCUUUCUGGAAUGUAAUCAUUAGGAAUAAAUACUCUCUUGUCCUAUACAAUUGCAGAAUGUUAAUGGGACUUUCUUGUAGGCUACUUAACAAUGAAUGUCAACUGAUUUAUUUAAAAUUUUUUUUUGUGAAUCCGUUUAAGGCGUGUUGGGGCUUUCAUGUUCCUGUUGUAGAAAAUUUCAAACGACUGGAAUGCUGGCUUCUAAUUUCUGCUCACUGAAGUGUCCUCUAGACAUACGAGGUGGUUGGGGCUUUUUUGAUGAUAUGUGAGGGCACUACAUACAUGUAUUAUGUAAAUACACUUACAUAAAUGUAAGUGUGUGAGUAAAAUUGCUGUUUUCAGCAAAAAAAAAAAAACCAACUCUGCUAAAAAAUUCA
Molecule: messenger RNA, 9023 nt
Organism: Vicugna pacos (alpaca)
Lineage: Eukaryota; Metazoa; Chordata; Mammalia; Artiodactyla; Camelidae
Gene: RAB30
Product: RAB30, member RAS oncogene family
Biological process (GO): Rab protein signal transduction
Molecular function (GO): GTP binding; GTPase activity
Source: RefSeq, a predicted model, not a curated record